AUGGAAGACGAUCACAUCACCUCUCAUUUCACUCGACGCGACCUAUCACUCUUGGCCCAAUCUUCUCCCAAAUCUGCCCUGCGUGUGAUUACCCUGAUUGACUAUGACUGCUUUUACGCCCAAUGCGAGAGUGUGCGACUUGGAAUCUCUUCGGAUGUGCCUUUGGGUGUACAGCAAUGGGAGGCCAUUAUCGCGUUGAACUAUCCAGCCAGGGCAAAUGGCCUCGCUCGUGGCAUUUCUGUUGAAGAGGCUAGGGUGAAAUGUCCAAAUCUCAUCCUACAGCAUGUUCCAACGUGGAGGGAGGGAUGUGCUUCCUGGGCAUAUAGACCUGUUUCGACAAUCAUGCCGGGGACUGAUAAGGCAGCCCUUGGCCCGUACCGCCUCGAGUCACGAAAGGGCCUUGAGCUGAUCAAAAGCACAUUGCCGCAUUCUCCCCCACAAAAGAUCGAAAAGGCUAGUGUGGAUGAGAUGUACCUUGACCUCUCCGCGCAGGUUCAUAGCAUCUUGCUACAAAGAUAUCCCGCCUUGCUGGAUGUGGAAUCGUCAUCAAAGGACGAGAUGCUACCUCUUCCUAGGACGUCUGUGCUCAAUUGGCACGCAGAUGCUGUUUUUGGAGCAGAUGCAGAGGACGACCAUUUUGACUGGGACGACAUAGCGCUAAAUAUAGGUUCGGAGAUUGUGGACAAUAUAAGACGGGAGAUCUUUAAGCACAUGAGAUACACUUGUUCAGCUGGCAUUGCCCGGAACAAGAUGCUUGCAAAAUUAGCAAGCGGAUACAACAAGCCAAAUCACCAGACAGUCAUCUUGCGACGAGGAACUCGUGAAUUUCUUUCUACGCAUAAGUUCACCAAGAUUCGCGGAUUGGGAGGCCUUUUGGGGACGCAAAUCAGCGAAAAGUUCAACACGAAAAUGGUAUCCGAGCUCCUGGCAAUACCUCUAUCGCAGAUGAAAGAGGAAAUGGGGCUGGAGGUUGGAGCUUGGGUUUUCAACGUCAUACGUGGCGAGGAACAAAGCGAGGUCAAUCCUCGAAUGCACGUCCAAUCGAUGCUUUCUGCCAAAACCUUUGUGCCCAAAAUUGUUUCUAUUGAUCAGGCUGCGAAAUGGCUCCGAAUCUUUGUUGCAGAUCUCCUGGGUCGUCUGGACGAGCUGGGCUCUGAGAACCAUCGAAUCAGUCCAACCAUAAUCACCUUAAAUCACCACAUAGAAGGCCGUUUUGGGCCUACUCGCUCCAAGCAGACCUCAGUACCCAGUUCAACGUUGAUUACCGAGAAAAUGUUGUUCAACCUGGCCCUUGGUCUCCUUACCCAGAUCGUUGCCGAAGAGAAAAGUUGGCCUUGCAGAAGCAUAUCUCUACGCAUUGCCGGGUUUCAGAGCGCUCCAAAAUCCAAUACUCUCAUUUCAUCAUAUUUCAUGACAAAUGACCAAUUCACCUCGCUGGGCUUGUCCAAAACAUCCAAAGAAGACUCUCGGAAACAGCAAACCGUGGAAAGUCUGCCCAGGGUAUAUGAAGGCGACCAAAUUUCGUCAGGGGAAAGUGAAUCACUGUUUGAAGCUGAAUCGUCCAGUUCUUCCUUGAUGGACAGCGAAUCCCAUUCCCCGCAUGGAUCGGAACUAGCCCUCUAUUCAUGCCCCCAUUGCAACAGUUCUAUCCCCGCAGCCGAGGUACUUGAGCAUCUGGAUUGGCAUGUGGCACUUGAACUCUCUAACGUUGAUGAGUCUCGAGGAUGA
Messenger RNA from Penicillium digitatum Pd1, 1728 nucleotides. Its product is annotated as DNA-repair protein, UmuC-like, N-terminal. Gene Ontology annotation, molecular function: damaged DNA binding; DNA-directed DNA polymerase activity. Gene Ontology annotation, biological process: error-prone translesion synthesis; response to radiation. Gene Ontology annotation, cellular component: site of double-strand break; nucleus; replication fork. NCBI's taxonomy places the organism in Eukaryota, Fungi, Ascomycota, Eurotiomycetes, Eurotiales, Aspergillaceae. The record is from RefSeq and is a predicted model, not a curated record.